UUAGAUGCAGCCACACCUCAAAAAGAAACCUGGAGACACGCUUAUGAAAGGUAAAUCUGUCUUAUGCAGGGUCUGCUCAGAAUCACAUACAGUAAGGAUGUCCUCGUCAGUCAAGAAGGAUGAUGGCACACAGGACCAAGGAACAAAAUUCCACCAAGACUCCCGCCUGCUUCUCAAUGAUGGGCACAGCAUUCCAGUGAUUGCACUGGGGACAUUCCUCCCUGAUAUAAUGCGCGAGGACUUGAUUGGAGAAAACAGGAUGACCGUCUCUGUUCUGGAGACAUCUGACAUUUUGGACAAGUCUCUCACAGAUAAGGUGAAAGAAGCUGUGAAAACUUCCCUUGAUAUUGGUUACCGACAUGUUGACUGCGCCUACAUCUAUAUGACUGAGAAAUACAUUGGCCAGGCCUUUCAAGAAACAUUUUCAGAGGGCAAUUUAAAAAGAGAAGAUGUCUUCUAUACAACAAAGCUCUGGGUCACAUUCCACCAGCCCCACCUUGUUCGCUCAGCUGUAGAAAGGUCUCUUGCUGCUCUUCAAAUGGAUUAUAUUGAUUUACUUAUUAUCCAUCACCCUAUAUCAUUAAAGCCAGGAGACAACCUCUUCCCAAGUGAUGACAAAAGCAUACCAUUGUUUGACAAUGUUGACCUCCGACAGACCUGGGAGGCGAUGGAGCAAUGUAAAGAUGCCAGAUUAGUCAAAUCCAUCGGAGUGUCCAAUUUUAACCGCCAACAGUUGGAGCUGAUCCUGAAUAAACCAAACCUGAAAUACAAGCCGGUCUGCAAUCAGGUGGAAUGUCACCCAUACUUUAAUCAGCAUGGGAUGCUGGAGUUUUGUAAAUCGAACAAUAUUGUUCUUGUGGCCUAUGGGGUACUAGGAUCACCCACUGGGACUGGAGCUUCUUGGUUGGAUCCAGACUGCCCAAAUCUACUGGAAGAUUCUGCCCUAGUUUCAAUCGGUGAGAAAUACCAAAAGAGCUCAGCACAGGUGUCUAUCCGAUACCUCAUUCAGAGGGGAUGCGUUGCUAUCGUCAAGAGCUUUAACCCUGAGCGUAUGAAGCAGAAUCUCCAGGUCUUUGACUUCCAGCUCAGCGAAGAAGACAUGAAAACCAUUGAUGGCCUAAAUAAAAACCUCCGCUUCUGGAAAUAUAAAGUGUGGGAAAAUCACCCAAAUUACCAUUAUGACCAAGUGGAAUAGAUAUGGAACAGUGUAUAAGAACUGCACAUAACCAGUGCCAGUACUCAACAUGAAAGGACUAUUCCUAAAAGGCAUCUUACUCCAUAAUGACAAAGCAUUGUCAAGGUUACCUUUUCUCUGCAGCAUAAUUUGUUCUAUCAUUUUUGUUCUAUCAUUUUACUUUUUUUUUUUUAUAAAAAGUGCACUGAAUAAAUAUAACAUCAUUA
Molecule: messenger RNA, 1401 nt
Organism: Rana temporaria (common frog)
Lineage: Eukaryota; Metazoa; Chordata; Amphibia; Anura; Ranidae
Product: aldo-keto reductase family 1 member C23-like protein
Exons: 10
Coding region: 5-1195 (396 amino acids)
Biological process (GO): steroid metabolic process
Cellular component (GO): cytosol
Molecular function (GO): aldose reductase (NADPH) activity; ketosteroid monooxygenase activity; steroid dehydrogenase activity
Source: RefSeq, a predicted model, not a curated record